AUGAAGCAAGAGGGUGAAAAACAGAAACUUCAGCUGGUUGAGCUAGAAGAAUUAAGGCAGGAUGCCUAUGAAAAUGCCAGGCUGUACAAGGAAAGGACUAAGGCGUAUCAUGACAAGCAACUUUUCAGAAAAGAAUUUCAUGUAGGACAAAAAGUAUUGUUGUACAAUUCAAGGUUUAGACUUUUUCCUAGUAAGCUCAUGUCUCAGUCGUAUGGCCCAUACACUAUCACUAGAGUGUUUCCUCAUGGAGCAUUGGAGGUUCAUAACCCAAAAGAAAAUCAAACAUUCAAGGUUAAUGGACACAGAGCAAAGCCCUAUUUGGAGAUGGACUUUGAACCAAGAGAUGAGGACAUGGCACUCCAGUCUGUCCAAUAUGCAGCAUUAUCGAGAGCGCUUGAGUCACAGUCUGAGGAACUCAAGCGUAUCUCCCCAGAAUAG
Messenger RNA from Corylus avellana, 438 nucleotides. Lineage: Eukaryota; Viridiplantae; Streptophyta; Magnoliopsida; Fagales; Betulaceae. The record is from RefSeq and is a predicted model, not a curated record.